AUGCCAGCUUCCAAUACCAGUGAUGACAGUCUCCCAGUCACUCUCGUCCUGACGGGGAUCCCAGGGCUGGAGUGGGCCCACGUCUGGAUCGCCAUCCCCUUCUGUGCCAUGUAUCUGGUAGCGCUGGCUGGGAAUGCUGCCCUCAUCCUGGUCAUUGUGACAGACAGCACUCUUCAUGCACCCAUGUACCUCUUCCUGUGCCUUCUCUCACUCACCGACCUGGCUCUCAGCUCCACCACUGUGCCCAAAACAUUAGCCAUUUUGUGGCUCCACGCUGGACAGAUUUCCUUUGGUGGCUGCCUGGCCCAGAUGUUUUGUGUCCAUUCUAUCUAUGCUCUGGAGUCCUCAGUUCUUCUUGCCAUGGCCUUUGAUCGCUAUGUGGCUAUCUGCAACCCACUGAGAUACACAACCAUCCUCAACCAUACCGUCAUAGGCAAAAUUGGCCUUGCCAGCAUACUCCGUAGUAUAGCCAUUGUCUCCCCAUUCAUCUUCUUGUUGAAGCGACUGCCUUACUGUGGUCACCAUGUCAUGGCCCACACCUACUGUGAGCACAUGGGCAUCGCUCGCCUGGCCUGUGCCAACAUCACUGUCAAUAUUGUCUAUGGGCUGACUGUGGCCCUGCUGGCCGUGGGUCUGGAUUCCAUCCUCAUUGCCAUCUCCUAUGGCUUCAUCCUCCAUGCUGUCUUCCGCCUUCCAUCUCAAGAUGCCAGGCACAAGGCUCUGAGUACCUGUGGCUCCCACCUCGGGGUCAUCCUGGUCUUCUACAUUCCUGCCUUCUUCUCCUUCCUCACCCACCGUUUUGGCCAGCACCGAGUCCCCAAGAAUGUGCACAUUUUUCUGGCAAACCUGUACGUGCUGGUGCCUCCCGUGCUCAACCCGAUCAUCUAUGGGGCUCGGACCAAGGAGAUUCGAAGCAGACUUCUGAGACUGCUUCACUUGAGGAAGGUCUCAGUAUGA
This is a messenger RNA of Hyaena hyaena (striped hyena), 957 nucleotides long. Its product is annotated as olfactory receptor 52D1-like. The transcript has a single exon. Lineage: Eukaryota; Metazoa; Chordata; Mammalia; Carnivora; Hyaenidae. The record is from RefSeq and is a predicted model, not a curated record. Gene Ontology annotation, molecular function: G protein-coupled receptor activity; olfactory receptor activity. Gene Ontology annotation, biological process: G protein-coupled receptor signaling pathway. Gene Ontology annotation, cellular component: membrane. The coding region runs from base 1 to 957 and encodes 318 amino acids.